CAAGGUGAAAUGACGCUAUUGACAGUAGGUCUGUGCUACACUGGUGUCUUGUGAAUGUAACAGCCCCAACAGAUACCAUGUAUCUUAGCAAGGCUCUUGAACGACAUGAAAGGUCAACAUGUAAAUAUUGAUGAAGAUCAUUCUGGGCGCCAACAACUCAUCGACUCUCCAGACUGGAGGGAGCUCUCUACACCCGCAGGCCGUUGUUCCAAGCGCGUUGCCAGGAUAUCUACAUAACCCUGUUCUGAGUGCCAAUGUCAGUGUUCUAGAGGCUUCCAUCUAUCUGCCCUGAUGUCCCGGAAACGGAAGUUGUGGUUGCUAUGGCCUCUAGGAAUUAUGGGAUGUCUGAAUAUGUGCGUGUUGUUCGUUAUUCAAAUGAACACACCUCUUUUCUUCUUCAAGGAUCAGUACCCCGAGGAUAUCCAUGGUGGGACGGUUCAGAUCACCAGGAACCUGUCUCUCGUCAUAUACUCCGACGCCGGUCACAGAGUCUACCAAGCCGGCAACAUUACAGGCAACAUGACCGUCGUCACUGCCUACUUCGACAUCGGAGACUUCGUCAAGGGGAGACGACUCUUGCGGCGCCAGCUUUACGAACAGUGGGCUAGCUUCUACGGUCAAAUGUUUAACCCCAUGGUGAUUUACACGGAUUCAAGAAGGUUUUAUAACCACAUGAAAAAUGUUCGAAAAACCACAACCAGACUGACGAAAUUAUUUCUCGUCAAUAGGAAUAAUUUAUGGAGCUUUGACAUUAUCAGUAGAAUACAGAAAAUAUACAAGCAGGAGAAUUAUCCCCGUCAUUAUCCAAACACAGUGAAACCUGCGUAUUCCUCGGCUCAGCAUGCCAAAUUCGAGCUCCUUGCCGACACCUUAAAACAUGAUUUCUUUAAGACAAAAUUCUACUGCUGGUUGGACAUCGGGUAUUUCCGUGACGUCUACAAUCUGAAGGACCCAUUUGUGCUCAUAGCGCCGCCUGAUUUUAACUCGAGCCUCGUUGCCGUCACAGAGAUAGCGGAACCGGAAAUGAACCUUGACUUCAUCAACAUUGUACACAAUAAUAAAGUGUGGAUUGGUGGAGGGAUGUAUAUCGGCACUCGGGACAUUUUGCUGCAGCUCGAGAAGGAGUAUAAGACCGCGGUGCACUAUUUGUUGGAUCAAAAUUUGAUGAAUACCGAUCAGCAAGUGAUGUAUGUGUUGUUUUCGGAAUACGGAAGAGGCCUUUUCAAACCUGUCACACAACUGCAGCUUUACCCCGCAAACCAUAACUGGUACCGACUGGGGUAUUUGUCAUAUCGAAAAAUAAAAUAAUCAAUUUUUUUUUAAUUGAAAAAAAUAAUCUUUGUGUUACAAAACUGCCUCUUACAUAUAUGGAGGGUAACAGUUGCAGGGUAACAGUCCAGGGUAACAGUUGCCACAUUGCAUUAAAGAAUCCGGAAGGAAUUUCUGAGGUUUCUUUUUUUCAUAAAAUCAGACAUAGACAUUCACUCACACAUUCACACUCUGUGUAAAGUCCGUUUGAUUUCAUUUGAGACCUAUAAAUU
Molecule: messenger RNA, 1541 nt
Organism: Haliotis rubra (blacklip abalone)
Lineage: Eukaryota; Metazoa; Mollusca; Gastropoda; Lepetellida; Haliotidae
Exons: 3
Coding region: 292-1308 (338 amino acids)
Source: RefSeq, a predicted model, not a curated record